Molecule: messenger RNA, 1452 nt
Organism: Alternaria novae-zelandiae
Lineage: Eukaryota; Fungi; Ascomycota; Dothideomycetes; Pleosporales; Pleosporaceae
Exons: 4
Coding region: 1-1452 (483 amino acids)
Molecular function (GO): monooxygenase activity; oxidoreductase activity, acting on paired donors, with incorporation or reduction of molecular oxygen; heme binding
Source: RefSeq, a predicted model, not a curated record
AUGGUCUCUCAAUCCAAGGACGCAUGGGAAAUGUCUUUCCUUAGCGGACACUCCAGCUUCGAGAUUGGAAUGGGUGUUUUCCUCUUCGCUCUCAUUUUGAGCUUGUCACGCGCAAUCUACCUGCUCUACUUCCAUCCCCUGUCAUCUUUUCCUGGACCGUACAAGGCGGCCCUAUCAACGUGGUGGCAGUACUCUUUGAGCAAGACUGGUAGAACGGAACAGAUACUCGAGCAGCUGCAUAGGAAAUAUGACACUCAAGCACUCAGAAUCGGCCCAAAUGAGCUACACAUUACCGAUCCCACACUCUAUCAUACGAUCUACUCGCAGCGGUACAUCUUCCCAAAACACAAGUACUUCUAUGAUGGUUUCAACAAUCUAUCCAAUGUCUUCAUCGAGGCAGACAAAGAUGCACACCGUGCGCGACGUAAGCUUCUCAACAACUUCUUCUCGAAAGCGUCAAUCAGAUCUAUGGAGCAGACCUUGUUCUCCAAAGUCACCCUGUUAUGUGACAGGCUAUCGGACACCAAAGACAACGGUGCUAUCAACUUCUACCACGCUUUCAGGUGCCUUACGGUUGAUUUUAUUACGCAAAUCGCGUUUGGGGAGUCCUUCAACAUGCUUACCGAAGCCGAAGACAACACUUUCAACGCACCGUUCAUCACGUGUUUUGAUCUAGCAUCUGAGGUGAUCUGGAACAUGCAGUACUUCCCCAUCCUUCGGACGAUUGCAUUCAGGUGCCCACCAAGUGUGACUGCCAGGCUGAGCACAUCGGCCGCAAAAUUCCAGGGCCUCCUACGUAAGGUUGCGAAGACUGUAGUCAACUUCAGGACUUUGAAGGCGUCCGGAAAAUCCUUGGACCAUGAGAUUGUCUUCGAUGCUAUGCAACACCUCGACGACGCAACAGUUGAAUCCGAAGCCGCGAACAUCUUGAUUGCAGGUUCUGAUACGACGGCAUUUACACUCUCGACCGCUGUUCAGCAUAUGAUGAAAGACCCUGCCAUCUUCACUCAACUCAGAAAGGAACUGAGGGAAAGCGGCAUUGUGGCGACCCAAGAUUUCACGCUCGUGAAACUAGAGCAACUUCCAUAUCUGCCUCUCGUGGUAGACGGAAAGAUUGUCCCCGCUGGAGCUGUCGUUGGCAUAUCCGCCUACAGCAUGCAUUUCGACGAGAGCAUCUGGGGCGAAGAUGCCAGGAAGUUUAACCCCGCUCGUUGGCAGGCCGAAGACGCAAAAGACCUUGAGAAAUAUCUCGUGACCUUUUCUAAGGGCGCAAGGCAAUGUCUCGGGAUCAAUCUGGCAUAUGCCGAGAUCUAUCUCACCUUGGCGAUGCUCGUCAACCGAUUCCGCCUCGAACCGGAUACGACCAUCACGGCAUCUGAUCUCCAACCCCUGGACCAUUUUGCCACUGAGUACGAAGGAACUGGGGUUCGCGCGAUUGUCCAUGAGGACUAG